This is a messenger RNA of Hevea brasiliensis (rubber tree), 2954 nucleotides long. Its product is annotated as pentatricopeptide repeat-containing protein At1g73400, mitochondrial. Lineage: Eukaryota; Viridiplantae; Streptophyta; Magnoliopsida; Malpighiales; Euphorbiaceae. The record is from RefSeq and is a predicted model, not a curated record. Bases 244 to 1986 code for a protein of 580 amino acids. Gene Ontology annotation, molecular function: protein binding. The transcript is spliced from 4 exons.
GGAUAGCAAUAAAACACGGGGAGGAAACGGCAAAAGCAUUAAGCGAGCAAGCUCCCUAUUUAACCAUCUGUUCCUCCGGCCAAUCCUUCACUGAAAUCAACCGCUAAGAGGCAUCUCCGACGCCGUUAUCGUGCCCCAUCGGCUAUUCCUAAUUGUAUGUCUUAUCUCAAAUUCAUCUACAACUUUUCUCGAUAGUGAUUGAUUAUUUCCUCUCAGAAUUUCUAGGUUUUAAGUCUAAUUAUAAUGAGGAGAGUUUGUGCAUAUUUAUUUUCUCCCAAAAGAAAUCAUCUUCUUUCUUCUUCUUCUUCUUCUUCUUCUUCUUCUUCUUCUUUUAUCGCAUUGUUUAAUGGUGUUAUCGUCAGAAAUGUGGGUCCAUCUCAUGUUCCGAAAAGCAUGCUGCUUCCUGGAUGUUCUUGUUUAAAUUUGUUACCCAAAUCAUUACUUGCCUUAAGUUGUUCAUCUGUUAUUGUUACUUGUUCUACUACUGUGCGCUCUUAUGGUUCUCUGUUUGCUUUCUUGGAACAAAAAUCUGAGGAAAGAAAUGAUGUUAGAGAUAGUGUUGUUAACAAGGUGUAUGCAACUGUUAUGGAGGGCUCUAUUGAUAUGGAGAAAGCCCUCGAUCAACUCGGUUUAGAAUUGACCACUGAUUUGGUUGUUGAGGUACUCCUUAAGCUUCGUUUUGAGGAAAAGAUUGCUUUUAGAUUCUUUAUGUGGGCAGGGCGCCAACAAAACUAUGCCCACGAGCCUUCUGCUUAUAAUGAAAUGAUUGACAUUCUCUCUAGUACAAAAUACAAGGUGAAACAGUUUCGAAUAGUUUGUGAUAUGCUGGACUAUAUGAAGAGGAGUAACAAGAAUGUUGUGCCUGUUGAGGUUUUGUUGACAAUUUUGAGAAACUACACGCAGAAGUACCUGACGCAUGUUCAGAAAUUUGCCAAGAAAAAGAGGAUAAGGGUGAAGACACAACCAGAAAUAAAUGCUUUUAACUUGCUAUUAGAUGCUCUGUGCAAGUGUUGCCUAGUUGAGGACGCAGAAACAAUGUAUAAGAGGGUGAAGAACAGGGUGAAGCCUGAUGCUACUACAUACAAUAUACUGUUUUUUGGAUGGUGUAGAGUUAGGAAGCCAACUAGAGGAAUGAGGGUUUUGGAGGAAAUGAUCCAACUGGGUCAUACCCCUGAUAGUUUUACAUACAAUACUGCCAUUGAUGCAUACUGCAAAGCAGGGAUGGUGACAGAAGCAGCUGAACUUUUUGAGUUUAUGAGAACAAAAGGUUCGACAUUGUCUGCCCCCACUGCAAAAACUUAUGCAAUCAUGAUUGUGGCACUUGUCCAGAAUGAUAGAAUGGAUGAUUGCUUUAAGCUUCUUGGGCAUAUGAUAAACAGUGGUUGCCUCCCUGAUGUUUCAACUUACAAAGAAUUGAUUGAAGGAAUGUGUUUGUCUGGAAAGCUUGAUGAAGCUUAUAUAGUUUUGCAAGAGAUGGGAAACAAAGGUUAUCCUCCUGAUAUAGUUACUUACAACUGUUUUCUAAAGGUCCUUUGUGAAAAUGGGAAGAGUAUUGAAGCACUUAAGCUAUACGGAAGAAUGAUAGAGGUGGGUUGUUUGCCUAGCGUACAGACUUAUAAUAUGCUGAUUUCCAUGUUUUUCAGGAUAGGUGAUCCUGAUGGGGCAUUUGAGACCUGGCAUGAGAUGUAUAAGAGAGGCUGUGCUCAGGACAUAGAUACAUAUUCUGUGAUGAUUGAAGGACUUUUUGGUUGCAAUAAAGUAGAGGAUGCCUGUCUCCUGAUAGAAGAUGUUGUGAAUAAGGGAAUGAAAUUGUCCUAUAAAAUAUUUGAUUCCUUUCUGAUGCAGCUUUCAGAGAUUGGUGAUCUCCGAGCUAUCCACAAACUGUCAGAGCACAUGAGGAAGUUAUACAAUCCUUCUAUGGCAAGACGUUUUGCACUAAAUGAGAAACGUAAGAGCAUGAGCUUUAGAGAGACUAAGAAGAUAUGAAUGAUAUCCUUGUUUUAUCUAUCUUAAGAUGGAAAAGAAAUCCAUAAUUAUUUCAGUGAGUGGAGCAAUAACUUUUGGCAAUUUAUAUUUCCAUUAGUGGGGGAAACACCAAGAGAGCUGUCUUGAAAUCGGGAUAAUUGUUCCACAGCCACCUUGUGCAGUUGUGCUGAAGUGACCUCAAUUGACUAAUGAAAGAAAUACCGAAUAUUUUUCUAUGAUAGAUUACCAGUGAAACAGGUGCUUUGUCUUCAGUGGACACAGAUCAUAAGAACUGAGGAUGAUGGAACUACUACUUGUUUUAAAGUCAAAGCAUCUUAUGACAUAAAAUUCAAUUUGACGGAUACCAAUUAACAAGAGAGAAUAUGGGAUGCAUUACAUGUGUUUGGAAAUCUGAUGGUCCUCUAGGAGUUGCUUUGCAGUCUGUGCAGUCUCUGGACACUGAGGUCAUACAGGUGUGGAGCCAAGUGUUGCAUAAGUACAAACAAGCCAUGUAGAGGAGAUGGGAGGUCAGAUUAGUACACACUAGUAGCUAUAGAGUAGAGGGUGAAGGAGUUGUCUGGCUUGUUGUCUCUGAGCGGUGAAGGUGUAGCCUCUAGGGAUCAGUAGGCCCCAUUUGUUCGCUUUUGGAAUCUGGGCUUAGGCCUAGGCCUUCCAUUCUUUAGAAGAUAGGAAAACGAAAAAUUAAACAAACGAAGCUCUCGCUCUUAGUUUCCAUAGUCCACUUUGGUCGGCGGCUGGCAGGCAAAACGCCAAGCAACACUAGACAGCCUCCCAUCCAGCACACCCAUUAUUCAAUGAGAUCAAUUCACGUCAUCUAUUUCUUGUUGAUUCAUAUAGGGAAAACAAUGACAUUUUUUUAAUAAAUAGUGACACUUGUUUACAAUUUGUUUAUUCCUUUUAUUAAUUUUUUUUUUUCAAAAGAGAACAAAGAAACCUCAAAUAUUGAGAUUUUUUCUAAUUGAGACAUA